Molecule: messenger RNA, 294 nt
Organism: Aspergillus nomiae NRRL 13137
Lineage: Eukaryota; Fungi; Ascomycota; Eurotiomycetes; Eurotiales; Aspergillaceae
Exons: 2
Coding region: 1-294 (97 amino acids)
Source: RefSeq, a predicted model, not a curated record
AUGAAUAUGCGCGGCCAACUCUCCGUGCGUUACAUCACCACCCUCUGCCUCUUGGCCACAGGGAUCUACGGCCAAAAGAUGGAAAGAUCCGAUAGAAUCGAUACGGGAGACACACUCUGUGUAGGGGCUUGCGUGACGAGCGUACAUGAAUUGAGAUGCGAGACUCCUACCGUGCCCUUGUUCCGACCAGCGAAGGGGUGCUACGCUUGCUGUUUUUCGGAUGACCAUGCGGAUGACUGGGCGGAUCACAUUAACUGGGGAGGUGAGAAACAUCCAGAGGGGGAGAAGUCGUGA